Molecule: messenger RNA, 465 nt
Organism: Vicia faba (fava bean)
Lineage: Eukaryota; Viridiplantae; Streptophyta; Magnoliopsida; Fabales; Fabaceae
Source: the annotation of a GenBank genome assembly
AUGCUCUCCCUCUCUCUCUUUCGAUUCCGUCUCACUUCGUCUCUUUUCAAUCACUCCGUUCAACAUCGAUCACGGUUAAGCCGCAUGAAUUCGAACUCCAUCAAAUUUGCGAUAGGAUCUCCAUGCUUCAAUUCAUGUAGAAGAUGCAGAAAAGAGAAAAUCGAUUCAAGAUUAGAAGAAAUUACGAUUUACCUACCAGCGAGAGGUCCUGUGCUCUUCCAACAAUGUCAACGUCAUGACGAUGCGGUUGCGUGGACGCGUGAAGACGAAGUUGUUGUGGAUUGUCGAAGCUCAGUGACACGGAGUGUAAUAUUGUUGAGGCUCAAAGAAGAAGAGUUUUUUGGUUUAGCUCGCAGUUAUUACAACCAAAUUCCCCUCCCAAUCAUUAAGCAUGCUGUUAGAUCCAAACUGAAGCUGUGCAGGAUGCCGAGGCAUAUUAAAAGCACUAGGGUCCUGACUAUUUGA